Molecule: messenger RNA, 558 nt
Organism: Plasmopara halstedii
Lineage: Eukaryota; Oomycota; Peronosporomycetes; Peronosporales; Peronosporaceae
Exons: 4
Coding region: 1-558 (185 amino acids)
Source: RefSeq, a predicted model, not a curated record
AUGGCCGAUCGCAUGGACGAAAAGCUCUUGAUCUCAUCACCUUCCAGCAAAACUAAUAGCUCGGGAAUGGAAAACUUUCGCACUGAAGAGGUUCGAGGCUAUCUAUUUAAAAAGACGCGUGAGGGCAAGUGGCAAAAGCGGUGGUUUGAGACAAAUGGAUGCUUUCUUACGUACUACAAGAAACAAGGGCAAAAGUUGCUAGCAGCUUUAAACUUACCUCAAGUUGGUGCCAUUACGUUACUUCAGGAAGAUCAUGUUGAUGGACCCGGUCUCUUUACUAUUGAGCUUAACGAGCGCGUAUAUACCAUCAAGUCUCGUUCUCAUGAUGAGGCUGCGUUUUGGGUAGAUGCACUGUUAUGGCGUCAAGCUGGAGGUCUUGUGACACAGAAAUCUCCUGAGAUUAAGCAGAAAGCAGGCAACACCUCAGCUGUAUCGACUGAUCAGGUUAAUGCUUCAUUGACAAGUUCUCCUAACCAUCGUGAUGAUUUGGGGACUAUUAAUCCGGACGACGUGGGCAAAGAUGGUGCUCCUUGUGCUGCUUGCUGUGUCGUUCAAUAG